Molecule: messenger RNA, 3390 nt
Organism: Condylura cristata (star-nosed mole)
Lineage: Eukaryota; Metazoa; Chordata; Mammalia; Eulipotyphla; Talpidae
Product: S-adenosyl-L-methionine-dependent tRNA 4-demethylwyosine synthase
Exons: 16
Coding region: 157-2358 (733 amino acids)
Biological process (GO): wybutosine biosynthetic process
Molecular function (GO): 4 iron, 4 sulfur cluster binding; catalytic activity; FMN binding
Source: RefSeq, a predicted model, not a curated record
CACCAGUUUGCGAGUGGCAUGGCUGCCUCCACGGCUUCCCCUGCAGCUAAUCCUGCGAGGUAGUUCUGGCUGUCUCCGGGGUCCUGCGCCGGCCGCCAGAUUUUUCGGGUCCGUUGUCCUGGUCUGUUGGGCUGCAGGGCUCUCUGUCUGAGGAGAAUGGAUUCUUUGGAUACAUGGGACUUCUCCUCACCUUUAAUAUCAUUAUGGAUAAACAGGUUUUACAUAUAUUUGGGCUUUGCCUUUGGAAUUAGCUUUUGGAUUUGCUUCCAGAUUGUCAUCAGGAAGCAGUCACUUGUCUUCAAGGAUAACCCCCAGAAGUGUGUCCCAAAAGCAACCCAGAAUUUGACAACAAAUGGGUAUAUCUCUCUGCAAAAGAAGGAUGUGUUUGUGUCUGGAGUGAAGAUUUUUUAUGGUUCCCAGACUGGCACAGCAAAGGGAUUUGCAACAGUUCUUGCUGAGGAAGUUAGUUCCCUAGAUCUACCUGUGGCAGUUAUUAAUCUGAAAGAAUAUGAUCCAGAUGAUCAUCUAGCAGAAGAGGUUACUAGUAAAAAUGUUUGUGCCUUCCUGGUGGCUACAUACACUGAUGGCCGGCCAACCGAGAGUGCGGAAUGGUUCUGCAGAUGGUUAGAGGACGCAGCCAAGGAUUUUCGAUUUGGCAAAACUUACCUGAAGGGUAUGAGAUACGCAGUGUUUGGCCUGGGAAAUUCUGCCUAUGUGAGCCACUUCAACAAGGUUGGCAAAAAUGUUGAUAAGUGGCUCUGGAUGCUUGGGGCUCAUAGAGUGAUGUCUCGAGGGGAAGGCGACUGUGAUGUGGUUAAAAGCAAACAUGGCAGCAUUGAAGCUGACUUCAGAGCUUGGAAGACCAAAUUCAUCUCCCGGCUACAGGUGCUUUGUAAGGGAGAGAAAAAAUCCUGUGGUGGCAACUGCAAGAAAGGCAAAUGUAAAUCUAAUCAGCAUGGCUCGGAGGCAUUGGAGCCAGGGUCCCCCGCUCAGGAAGGACAGCGUCACAGAGACACUGAGGAGGAGGAGCCCUCUGAGAGUACCAGUGAGGAAGAAUCUGGUACUGAAGACCACCCGAGUCUAAAUUCUGUUGUUGAUGUUGAGGACCUCGGCAAGAUUAUGAAUCAUGUGAAGAAAGAAAAGAGAGAAACAGAGCAACAGGAAGAGAAAACUAGUUUGUUUAGGAAUUCAGUGAAGAAAGAAGCCAGUGAAAGAAGAGCUAUGAUAACUCCCGCUCUCCGAGAGGCCCUCACUAAACAAGGUUAUCAGUUGAUUGGGAGCCACUCAGGGGUGAAGCUUUGCAGGUGGACAAAGUCAAUGCUUCGAGGGAGAGGAGGUUGCUAUAAGCAUACAUUCUAUGGCAUUGAAAGCCAUCGUUGCAUGGAAACCACCCCAAGUUUGGCCUGUGCAAAUAAAUGUGUCUUCUGUUGGCGGCACCAUACUAAUCCUGUGGGUACCGAGUGGCGGUGGAAGAUGGACCAGCCUGAAAUGAUCUUAAAAGAAGCCAUUGAAAAUCAUCAGAGCAUGAUCAAGCAGUUUAAAGGAGUACCAGGUGUCAAAGAAGAACGUUUUGAAGAGGGAAUGACAGUGAAGCACUGUGCAUUGUCCCUAGUGGGAGAACCCAUAAUGUACCCAGAAAUCAACAGGUUUUUGAAGCUACUGCAUGAGUAUAAAAUCUCUAGUUUCUUGGUCACAAAUGCACAGUUCCCUGUAGAAAUCAGGAACCUCAAGCCAGUUACCCAGCUAUAUGUCAGUGUGGAUGCUAGCACCAAAGAUAGCCUGAAGAAAAUCGACCGCCCGCUUUUCAAGGAUUUCUGGCAAAGAUUCCUCGACAGUUUAAAAGCCCUUGCAGAAAAGCAACAGCGGACUGUCUACAGACUGACUCUGGUGAAAGCCUGGAAUGUGGAUGAGCUCCAGGCCUAUGCUGAGCUGGUGUCCCUAGGAAAUCCUGAUUUCAUUGAAGUGAAGGGUGUCACCUACUGUGGCGAGAGCUCAGCAAGCAGCCUUACCAUGGCCAACGUGCCCUGGCAUGAGGAAGUGGUGCGGUUUGUCCAUGAGUUGGUGGAUCUCAUCCCUGACUAUGAAAUUGCUUGUGAACAUGAACAUUCCAAUUGCCUGCUCAUAGCCCACAAAAAGUUUAAGAUUGAUAGGGAAUGGUGGACAUGGAUUGAUUAUCACCGCUUCCAGAAGCUCAUCCAGGACUAUGAAGACAGUGGUGGAUCAAAAACUUUCAGUGCAAAGGAUUAUAUGGCCAAAACUCCUGCCUGGGCAUUAUUUGGUGCCAAUGAAAGAGGCUUUGAUCCCAAGGAUACUAGAUAUCAGAGAAAGAGCAAAUCAAAGGAUAUUUCCGGAUGUUGAGGUUAUCAGAUUUUAGGCUGCUGAAGGACAAAAACUGAUGGCCUCAGAAGAUUCUUGUACUCUACUGUGAAUUUUCCAAGGGCAGAUUACACAAAUUGUAUUUCACAUGGAAGAGACUGUAAGACAGAAUUUGAGGACACAAAUCACAUCCCUAGUCCUGGGGAACAUCACUUGUACUUUGAGGACUCAAAGUUCAGCAUUUCUUUCUAGAACUCAUUCCCUUUCCUGAUUUUACUCCUGAGAGGAAAGUCCUUUGGGGAGGAGGUACAUAACCAUUAGUAGGAAAUAACUGAUAGAUUUAAAUUGUAAGGACUAAGACUCCGUAGGAUGCUAACAUGAGACUGUUACACUUAAGGAGUAUCAGUUCCCCUUCCCCUUGUGGGCUCUGUACUACCUGAGCUAGGAUUUGUACUACCCUGAGGUAAGUGUAUUGUUCCAUCCCUCUCUUAUAUAUUCAUAUAAAACCUAAAAGUAGUUUAAAUCGUCCUAAUUCUUUAUUUUUAAAUACUGCAUAGAUUAUUAUGAAUUUUUGCUUGAUGUCAACCCUUUAUGAAAUAGACUUACAUCUAAAACUCCAGUAGAGCUCAUUCUGUUCCCACAGAAUUGCCAUAGAAAGUAAUGUGCGGGCUGGAUUAGAUGUGAGAUCCCAUCCAUCUAAAACACAACUAUGUGAACCAAUGUUAACUCAAUUAAAAAUGAAGAGUAAUACAUUUGAAAAAAGAAAAAAUGUACAUUGAGGGAAUUAAAAAAGAAAAAAGCUCUUUUCAUAAGAGGACUUGCCAUAUACUGUCACUGACAAGUUAGUCUCAUGACCGCAACUUGAGCCAGUCCAGUCUGCCUCCUGUCCGUGGGGUCGGCCUGGAAGCCGUCCAUCGCUGCGUGCACAAGGCUCUCCAGCCUCUCUCCCCUGCUUGCUGUGGAGCUACCUUAUACAGUGUGUUCUUUGAAGCUUCAGUUUCUUCUAAUCGAGAACAUCAUUAGAUACUCAAUAGUUUUUUUUUUUAAAGUAUCAUAGUUAUUUUUUAAAUUCCU